GUGCUGAACCAUUUGUGCGUCAAGACGUGUUGCUCUUUAGCUUCUGAAGAAAUUGAAAAUCUCAUUUUCUUUUUCGUAAAAUAUCGCAGUGAAAUCCGAGUACUCUGAAAUAAUAUUUCGAAAAGAAUUCGUCGAUUUUAUCAAGCUGGAUAAGUCGUCCGUUAUCGUUCAUACAUUGUCACAGGCUUCGUGAUUCCACGAGCAGUGUUCUUCUUCAAUGGGCCAACAAUAAACAACUGGCAAGGCGAAUCAAUCCAAACGCUUGCAAACCAAGAACGUUCAUACUAGAUUUUAAUCAACAUCGCAUUUCGUACCACAUUCAUACGCAUACAUCGCGAGGUUGAAGCCAAGUCAACACAAUGAGCCAACAAAACGCCAAUGAACAAAACCAAAUGGAAGUCGUCGAACCAAAACCAAACCAAAAUCAAGUGGAUGUGGCCGGCGCAAUCGCACCAAAUGGCGAACCUCAACCGGAGGUCUUUAAAUUAGACACCGAUUGCUGGGACGAUGUGUUUGACUGUCUGUCGCUGAAAGACGUGCAUUCGUUUGGCCAAACGUGCAAGGCAUUCCAACGAGUCACCGGUGCGUAUUUCCAGUGGAAAUAUGAGGCUGUUUCUGUUCGCUGUUUUAGAAAUGAAGCUUAUAUUGGUAACGAUCGUGUCGAUGGAUUCAUCAAAUUUGCCAAGAAAGUUCAAUUUUAUCGCACACUCCCUUACGCUGGAUCAGACUUCGAGUCAGUCAAGCAAAUCUCUUUUAUCCACGUUGAUUUACAUAAAUGGGACAUAAAUUCGAUGAAUGUAUUGAGCAAAGUGGAACGCCUUGAAUUACAGGAUUGCAAAUUCGAUGGAAAUAUUCUUGGAGCACUUAUUGAAUCCUGCGUAAAUUUAAAACGACUAGAAUUUUGGGCCAUAGCUUCGUUUAAUUGGUCACUUCAAAAUCACCCGACACUUCAACACUUGGCAUUGAAUGGGCAUAUCACAUUUCGGAACGACCAAUUGAAGGAUUCUCUUGAGAACAACCCAAAUAUUCGAAGCCUUCAAAUCACUGCGAAACUUCUUUGGGAAACACGUGACUCGAUUCUCAAUUCCGACGUUGAGUUGGAUGAUUUGGCCAUCGUUUUGAGCGAUAAUUCCAACGAUGAUAUCCUUAGUCUUUUGACCGAUCUUCAUGGACGAGGUUUCUACAGAAGAUUGCAUUUGAGAUCAUAUAGAGUUCCACCAGUUGAUCGAUUGCUAUCGCUGCAAGGACUAGUUGCACUGUAUUUUUCACCGAUUUUUUUCCGCGGGGAAAAGAUCGAGCUGCCACCACUGGUCAACAUAAGAGAACUUGGCUUCUACGUGCAUUGGGGUACAUCGCGCAAUAACGGUGUCAACACAAUUGCACUGGCGAGCCGUUUGAUGAAUCUGGAGCGACUGUUCAUCGCCAGACCGAAUUUCGAGGAUCUCUUGCCGUUCAUUCGUCGUUCAAUCAAUUUGAAAUACGUAGAAAUUUACCUAUUUAAGGGAAAAGUUCUUGAAAUUUAUGCGUUGAACAAGGAACGCAAAAAGGUGGAGGGAGCGCGCAAAGUGACAAUUUACGUCGACGAAGAUGUUUAUUUGGCUACAAAAAGUGCGAAAGCAGAAACAUUGCUCGGCUUGAUUGAAAUCAAACGCAAGGAAUCACACUAUAUUGUUCGCCCGCACAAUUUUUGGAGACCCUUCAGACCGAUAUACUUUUAGAAGAAAAAUUGAAACACAUAUUCUAAAAUUAUUUUUUAUUCAUUUCACAAUGUGAAUUAUUAGUAGGUUAUGAUUAACAUUAUUCUAAAAUGAAAUAAAAUUCACAAAAAAAAA
Messenger RNA from Sitodiplosis mosellana (orange wheat blossom midge), 1832 nucleotides. RefSeq lists its product as uncharacterized. Bases 360 to 1718 code for a protein of 452 amino acids. Gene Ontology annotation, molecular function: protein binding. The transcript has 3 exons. NCBI's taxonomy places the organism in Eukaryota, Metazoa, Arthropoda, Insecta, Diptera, Cecidomyiidae. The record is from RefSeq and is a predicted model, not a curated record.